This is a messenger RNA of Juglans microcarpa x Juglans regia, 1799 nucleotides long. Its product is annotated as (3S,6E)-nerolidol synthase 1-like. Gene Ontology annotation, biological process: diterpenoid biosynthetic process. Gene Ontology annotation, molecular function: terpene synthase activity; magnesium ion binding. The coding region runs from base 90 to 1799 and encodes 569 amino acids. The record is from RefSeq and is a predicted model, not a curated record. The transcript has 7 exons. NCBI's taxonomy places the organism in Eukaryota, Viridiplantae, Streptophyta, Magnoliopsida, Fagales, Juglandaceae.
AGUUCCAGCUUGCACCAACUGCCAACUUGGUAAAUUCAAGAAACAAUAUCUUUGAUUGAUCGCUUGCUGAUAUUACUCAUUAAUUCUCCAUGGCAUUGUCGACUAGCAACACGAAACCCUUUAGCCUGACCUCUUUAUCCAGUUACAACAGGCAGUACUGGAGCAUUGCCCAAGAUCCCGCAUUGGCUUCUUCCUUCUUGCAAAAUGCAGAAAACUAUAGAAAUAAAGAUGAUAACACAAGUUGUUUUGGUGUCCAACAUGCAAACAAAUAUUUGGAAGUAUGCAGGAACGUACUGAGGAAUGUCGUAGCAGAAGAAGAGGAAAAUCCCUUUGAAGGUUUAAGUAUGAUUGAUACACUACAACGCCUGAACAUUGAUUACCACUUCCAGGAAGAGAUUGAAGCAAUUUUACGGAGGCAAUAUGUAAGAUACAUUACUCAUGGCGAGUACGGUCAUCGUGAUGAGCUUCACGUGGUUGCACUGCGCUUUCGACUAUUGAGACAGCAAGGUUACUAUGUGUCUCCCGAUGUAUUUAACAAAUUCAAGGACGAGGGGGGGAAGUUUAACAAAGAACUGAGUGAAGACAUUGGAGGACUGAUGGCUUUAUAUGAAGCUUCACAGCUGAAAAUAGAAGGCGAAGACGUACUUGAUGAAGCUGGAAACAUUUGUGAGCAGCUUCUGAAUGCAUGGGAGAAAGAUCGUGAUAACAUCAAUCAUGCCAGAGUUGUUGGAAAUACGUUGGGACAUCCUUAUCACAAAAGCUUGGCAAGUUUCAUGGCUAAAGAGUUUUUUGAUAAUUCCCAAGGCUCAAGUGGAUGGUUGAAUGAUUUUCUUCAACUAGCAAAAAUGGAUUUCAAUAUCACCCAAUCUAUACACCAAAAGGAAAUUGCUCAAAUUUCGAAAUGGUGGGGGGAUCUUGGUUUGGCUAAUGAGCUAAAGUUUGCAAGGAACCAACCAUUAAAAUGGUACAUUUGUUCCAUGGUCUGUCUCGUAGAUCCAGACUUGUCGGACGAAAGGGUUGAGCUCACAAAACCCAUUUCUCUUAUCUACAUCAUAGACGACAUUUUUGAUGUCCAUGGGACGCUUGAGGAGCUCACUCUUUUUACAGAAGCCAUCAACAAAUGGGAUUUUGGUGCCCUCGAUCAGUUACCCGAAUACAUGAAGAUAUGUUUCAAGGCUCUCUAUGACAUCACCGAGGAAAUUAGCCAAAAGAUAUAUCAAAAGCAUGGCUCGAACCCACUAGACUCUCUAAGAAAAACGUGGGCGAGUUUGUGCAAUGCUUUUCUAGUUGAGGCACAAUGGUUUGCUUUAGGGCAAUCACCAAAGUCAAAAGACUAUUUGGAGAACGCAAUUAUAAGCUCAGGAGUGCACGUGGUACUAGUUCACACUUUCUUUCUUUUGGGUCAACGAAUAACUGAGGAAACUGAAGAUCUUGUUGAGAACAUGCCAGGCAUUAUAUCUUCUCCAGCCACGAUUCUUCGGCUUUGGGAUGACCUGGGAAGUGCCAUGGAUGAGAGUCAAGAUGGCCGUGAUGGAUCAUACAUAGAGUACUACAUGAAGGAACACCAAGAUUGUUCAUUCAAAGAGGCACGGGAGAAGGUUGUGAAUAUGAUUUCAGAUGCAUGGAAACGCCUAAACAAAGAGUGCCUCUCUCCAAAUCCAUUUCCGGCAACAUUCACUAAGGCAUCUCUUAAUAUUGCAAGAAUGGUUCCGUUGCUGUAUAAUUAUGAUGAAAAUCAUGGCCUUCCAAGCCUGGAGGAGCAUGUGAAAUCGGUGCUUUAUGAAAGUGUGUCUAUGUAG